Messenger RNA from Schistosoma margrebowiei, 11955 nucleotides. NCBI's taxonomy places the organism in Eukaryota, Metazoa, Platyhelminthes, Trematoda, Strigeidida, Schistosomatidae. The record is from the annotation of a GenBank genome assembly.
AUGAGUCAGGGUCUAGAAACUCCAGUGGCUUUGGAACUAUUUUGCGAAAUGUUGGAAACGUUAAGUGAACGACCAAUAAAUGGUAUUGUAUUGCUGAGUUGGUCUCGUUCAGAUAUAUUAUCUCUUAUGUUGAACAUAAUGUCACUCAUUCUUAUAUCAUGUUCUGUUGCUUCAUACCGAUAUUCCUCCAGCUACUCCUGGAUAUCGAUUGCUGGGGAUUUGCUCUUUGUCCUCUUGUCAAGUAGCCUUUUGUUCUUAACGUUCCUAACGCGUUAUAAAAGGAUAAUUUCAUCUUGUACAAAGUUUAAGACAUUCUUAAGAUCUUCCGUCGCUUGUCUUAGAAAUUUGAAGCCGAAUAUGCUUUCAUAUUCACCAUGUCUAAAUGGACUUUUAAAUGAGAUGGUUGGUUUGGAUACCCACCUUACUAUCCGGGAUGGAAAAAUCGUGGUCUUGCCUGCUGUUUUACUUGUUCCAGGUGAUGUUAUUAUUAUUAAACCAGGUCAGACAAUCUUCGCUUUCUGCAAACAAAUAAAUGAAAAUCACAUUUACUUUCCAGGUGAUGUUUAUGUUCCUCAGAAACUCAGUUGUAACCUGAUAUCCACCUCGUUUACAUCCAUUCAAAAAUCAGAUGAGUCUGUGGUAGCCGUUGUUAUCCAUUCUCCUUUGGCUUCUUACCUUGAUAUUGCUUCUAAAUCAAGAGUUGAAAAUGGUUAUACGUUUCAACCGCUUGCUUAUAAAGUUGUGAAUACUGCAGUUUGGGUUUCUUUAAUUAUCAAGUGUUCUAUAACUUUCAUUUUUCUAACUUCAAUAUUUAUUUGCGCAUUACCUAUUGGUGAUCUUAGUCAUCAGUUUUAUCGCCUGCAAAUCUGGUUUGCCCACACUCUUGGUAUUGUUAUUGCUUCUUCAAGCUUCUCAUUGUAUUUCAUAUGGAUGGUUGCCACCGCUGUUGUCACAUUCCACUUCCAGAAUGUUCUUUCUAACGCUCAGGAUCAUUUUAAACUUAUUGAUGGCAAUAACUUCAAAUCUCCAUAUGUAUUUUUCCAACCCAACAUGUCUAAGGUGUCCAAAUCAAACACAUUAACUUUUCACUCGCUUAUCUCCAAUCUUCGCUGCUUUGGCUUUAUGUUUUACUUUCAGACGAACGUAGAUAUGGAAAAUAUUGUACUUACUUUGGGAACACUAAGUUCCGUGUGUUGUAUCAACCAAGAAGGUGUUAUAAGUCAGUCGUUACCAACUCCAGAGAAAAUGUUUUUCUUCCACAGACGCCACCACAAUCAUCACCAUCAGGAGAGUUUUGGUACAAACAAGUCUCAAAAUGUCUAUAAAUCAAACUCAAAAGCGGAAGAACGUUUGGAUCAUCAAAAUUCUAAAUCAGGCCAGCUGAACACGUCGGGUUUUCUGCGCACAAAAAAACAAUGUGUUGAACUUAAUCAAGGAGAACUUUACAAGACUCAAAGUUCCAUCCAAAAUCAGCUACCCACUAACUGUGAUCCUAAUGAGACUCCUGGUUUUCAACGAAGUGCUGUGUUUCCACUGGGCAGUUGUAUUGCACCGGUAGUUCUAGACUUACGAACCGAUUUUUAUCGACCCUUUUUAUCGCAUUUCGAAAGGCCGCGCUGGGAUCGUUUCCUUUCAUCGCUUAAACCAAUCGGUUUAUCGAUUCUUCUCAACAAUUGUCACUCUGCUAUUGCGAAACAGAGAAUUGGCUUUUUUGAGAAAGUAAAUGCAACUCAAAAAUAUUUCGAUUCUUCGUCAUGUAUUACUGCACUGCCGCUUACUUUCUGUCUGUGUGGUCUUGCCAGCCAGAUAGGAUUUCGUGAUGGUGCCUUAAGUGGUUUUGGUACUCAUGGAUGCUUGGGUGCUUAUUCUAUUUGCUCAGCCGCAUAUACUUCUAAUUCUAACGCUACUGAUGUGAAAAGUAAAUUAUCCUCCGAAGAAAUCCUUCCGACAAAAGAAAAUACAAAUUAUGACCGAAUGCAUUUGGCUUAUUGCUUUAGCUCUGUCUUCUCUGAUCCGAAUAUUCAAAGUGGUUAUCAACUGCUCUCUCAAGGUACUGGUGAUAUUCUUGCUAGCUUGUGUUCUGAUGUUUGGGAUGGGCGGGAUAUUGUGCCACUGUCAGAUAGAGAACGUGAACUAAUCUUGGGGUUCCACAAUCGUCAUCUGUCGUCUGCAUACUGUAUUGGAUUCGCUUAUUCUCCGUUGGUUGAUAAAAUUGAGGAAUCUUAUCGACUGUUGUUGGGUAAUCUCCCUAGUUCGUCAGAUAUCUUCAUGCUUCGUUUACCAGGACCUGAUAAUAUUUCACCAGUAAUACAGCGAAAGGUACUGGAACACCUGGUUUGUAGUCGAUCAUAUUCAAAUCGUUCUCUACUACCGCGUGUUACGGACAAUAUUAACAAUACCAGUCCCAUUUAUGCCAGGAUUGUUCGUGAUAGUGAUAUUUCUGGAAGAUCCCAAGCUAUUUCAAAAUCCAGCAGACCACGUAAUUAUCAACCAAAAUUUAUAAAGAAUAUAAAAAACUUCGGUUUUAAUUCCUUCUUUAAAUAUUGGCAGCAUAGCGAUCGAAAAAAAGAAGGGUGUGAUAAAACGGAAGGAACGUAUUCAAAUGAUAAACUUCUAAAACAUUCACCGUCUAAGAGAAGUGAUAGAUUUUCUAGAAAACAUCGAAUUAACCAUAAUCGAAUAAAUAGUAAUUUUGGUGAGUAUGAUAGUAACUGUUUGGUUUUGAAUGAAUUUCCAAAUGCUAAUUUUGUUUCGGAAACUGAUCAUUGCAAAAGUAACGCUGAUAAAUUGGAUCAUGAUAAGAAGAGUAAUGUACGUAUUAAUCAGAAAGAAGUGGACAAUAUACUGAACAAUCAAAUAUUCUUAGGUCUAAUAAGUAUGCAGUAUCAGGCAAAUCCUCAAGUUGUGAAGUCCAUUAAACAACUUCAUCAAGCUUGUAUACGAUUUGUACAUUUUUCUCGAGAAAAUGAACUUCGAAGUAGAGUGUUCGCUGAACGUUUGGGGUUAGAAUGUGGUUGGAAUUGUCAUAUAUCGCUUAAGAGUCCUAAUUCUGUUAGUAAUCGCAAAUCCGUUGGUCUGUCUAAAGAAUUCCGUAAAAGCUAUAAAUCUUCAUUUGGAACUGAUUUAUCCGUCACUGAAGGAAAAUACUUUAUUGGUUCUCAUCAGACUAAGCGAUGGUCAAGUUCUCCAGCACUAGCAACGUCAUAUCCUUCAAAAUUCGGGUCCACAUCUGAUCCACAGUUCUUUCAAUCUACUCCAUUUCCUGAAUAUUGGGAAGCAAACUGUUUGAAAUCAAUCUCUCCAUGUUUGAAUUUCCGACAAAUUGACUCUGACUUUGAAUCUUCAUGCUCUCAUGAUCAUAUUAACAAUAAUUUCACUGAUGCUGUGUCUACCAGUUACCUUCAACAGAUUCGUUCAAACGAAAUAGGUCCAAAGGAAUUAUUCGGUUCAUAUAACUUGUCCUCGUCCAGUAAUUCAACUAGUUCUGUAUCGCUCUCAGUAGAUGGACAAAGUGAUAAUUCUGAAGAAAUAAAAUUGUCGGAAUUGUUGGUCAGGAACAAGUCCCGACUUCCAUGUGGAAUCGAUAGCAUACGCCCACAUUUAGAAAAUGUCGAUAACGUUCCAUUACAAGUAUCAUUGUUUACUGAUUGUACACCUAAAGCUGUUAGCGAAAUGAUUCAAAUAAUGAAAGAAUACGGGGAUACUAUUUGCUUAAUUGGAAGCUGUUAUUCAUUAACCAAUUAUGCAUUGUUUCAACAAAGUGAUGUAGCUAUCGCUGUGAAACCUAUUUUACCCUACUCAAAUUGUCAAUUUGCAAAUACCAAAUACAUUGUCUCGAAUCAAUCUGUUGACUUGUUAACAAGUGAUCUCCAGUCAGAAGAGUUUAGUUCGAAAAAAAACUUGACUUCUACACAUCAGGAAAGUGAUACUACAAAUUUUAAUACAUUCGACAUUGCUGCACAUCUUGUACACUUAGUUACACCUUGUCUUUUGGAUAUAGAGAAAACAGGAUUUCAUGUUUACGAUCUUAUUGUUGAGGCUCACGCCAGUGUUAACAACCUCUAUCAUUGUUUGGUGUUCAGUUCAACAACUCCGUUAGCAGUUGGUUUGCUACAAUUACUACUAUUAAUAAUCGGGUUGCCUACACGACCUGUUGUUUUGCUAGAUGUGCGAUCAAAUCUUCAGCAAGGCGAAUUAAUUUGGUUGCCUGUGGAACCAUUUCGAUCAGUUAUUUUUGGUUCAAGUGAAAUUUUUGGUAAUUUAAGUAAAACUGAUAAGCACACUAACAUUAAUUUGUUACAUUACAUUUCGGAUUGGAAUUUAGAACCAAGUCUUAGCAUUGGUCAAUUAUUUUGGCUACUUUUCAUUGUCAUUCCAUCUUUAACAUUAUCUUUAAUUGAUAGGCGAGUGGAAAGAAACCAACCGUUACGUGAGCCACCGAUUAAGCGUAAUAAACUAUUUACUAAGAAGAGAUGCUUACGCUUUACUUUAGUGACUUGUUCUCGUUUCAUACCGUCACUGUUAAUUUGUCUAUUUUGCGAAAUCGGUCAUCUUUUAUGGGCUCAACAGCUUGAAGAUUGUCACCGAUCAUUUCACAGUAUUUAUACAAAUAAGUUUAAUGGAACAAAUCCCCUAAUUAACGAUUCCAAGGCAUAUACUAAAACACUAUCAUCAUCUUAUGCCCUUCAAGAAUCAUGUCUAUCAAAAUUGUCUAUAUUAAUAUAUAGUUUAAAGGAUUUAAUCUUCUAUCAGUUAAUCAUGUACCUAAUUGUUAUAUCAUUUUCUUAUGCAAAUUAUGGUCAAAGAGUAUGGAAAUUCCGGUAUUCUACAAAUCCUUCUUGGUGCAUUGUCUCUAGUCUAAUAUUCAUUCUUCAUUCGGUUUAUAUGAUUAUUCGCUUGUGCGUCGUUAAUUCUCCUUUAAGAUUAACAAGUUGGCACAUUUUAUCUCCAGUCAUAUCGGCAUUUGGUUUUAUCUGGUGCAUUUUGCUAUUGUUUAUUAAUGACUUUAUAUCAUGGAGAGAAAAUCGAGCUAUUCUGACAGAGCAUCGCUUGUCUAGACUUUACUUCAAUACAAAGUUGGUAAAUGCCAUAGCCUAUCCACAGAGUCAUUGUGAUAAGUGUUUAAAAAGGAUGCGCGAUACAAGUAAUAAUUACAUUAGUAGACUUUUGACAAACAGUGUUCUGCCUGACUCAUCUCUAUGUCAACCCGGUUUACAAUCAUUUAUUUCUACUAAUGGAUCAAAUCCGAAUGAUGCAAUUUAUAUAGGGCAUUCACAAAAUGUAUCGAUCAUGAAUGGUACGAUCGGGCAUGAUAAUAACACAGCUCCUCCGCUAGUCCAAACAUUUAUAUCUUCCGUACAGCAAUCACAGCAACAACAGGGUCGUUCAAAUAAUCCCGGGCUAAUUGACUCUACUAGAAGUAUUGAACCAACGUAUUCCACUACAAAUGAUGCUUUACGUGCCAAAUCAAAGUCUCAUUCAGAUUCAGUGGUUGUUGUUGAAAGAAAAUCUAAACGCCAUUGUCCAUGGUAUUACUGGAUUAUUAGUAUAUUGAUAUUAGCCUUCCUUCUCGCACUUGUACUGGCUGUAUCCUUUUCAGAGGAGAAGAAACGUUUAGACCAUCGGUUACAAGAACGAUUCGCUCAAGAUCCUGCGAUUAUAGGUCUUUUUGAUCCUAACUCACCUCCAUAUAUUUUAGAAGCAAAUAAGCCUGUAAAUAUUGUUCUAGAGCCAAUGAAGUCAUGGUCAGGUCAAUGGCAUAUGCCCACAGCGCGUUAUAUACGCUAUAAUAUUACAGUAUCUUCGUUAGCCUCAUCAAUUGGUGUAUUUAUGCGUCACAACACAAUGCCAACCAUCAUACAUUAUGAUAUAUUCGAUAGAAUAACUGGGCAUAAUUUGUUAGCAAAUUCUGGUCGACAAGAAUUAGGCAGUCGUACAAAACGUGCCACUCAAUCAACUAAUCGGAAUUCAAAGUCUUUAAUUCAUAUAGGUUCUAAAGAUGAAUUACGUGAAACUGGGCGUUUGCAUUAUUUAGAUGAAGGGAUAUGGUUUCUGGCUUUGGUUAACGAUCAACCUCGACGUGAACCAAUCAAAUUCGCUAUCGGUGAUGCAGUAAUGCGACGAGGUUGUCCAAAUGAUUGCAGUAAUCGUGGUGUGUGUGAUGGUGGUGUUUGCGAUUGUGUGAAUGGAUUCAAAGGUCCAGAUUGUUCGAUAGCUGAGUUACCAAAAGUCUGUAGUGGGCAUGGUGAUUACGCAUCUGGUGCUUGUCGAUGUUAUCCUGAAUGGAAAGGUCAAGAGUGUCAGACAUUAUGGUCUGAAUGUGAAGAUCCCACCUGUUCAGGUAAUGGUCGUUGUGUUGUUGGUGAAUGUCAGUGUUAUGAAGGUUAUGCUGGGAAUUUGUGCCAGACACGAACGUGUAUCUCUUUCAAUUGUUCUGGUCACGGAGUUUGCAUGAAUGGAAAUUGUCGAUGCUUCAAUGGUUGGUCUGGUAUCGGUUGUGAACUACCUGUACCUAAUCAUUUAAUAAAUUCUGAACUAAUUCAUCCGUCUAAUAGAGCAUCCACAUCUGGUAACACGGGUAAUGGAAAUAAUAAUAAUAAUAAUAAUAAUAAUAAUAAUAAUAAUAAUAAUAAUAAUAAUAAUAAUAAUAAUAAAAUGUCUAACCGAUUAAUGAUGAAGUCAAUGUCUCCUCCUUCUUCAUCGUCUGUACGAGCGAUUGGAUUAUCAUCCGCACCCGUUAGGUUGUUGUUGGAUGCAGCAUCAGAACAAGAAUGCACACUCGAUUGUAGUUCCCACGGUGUAUGUGAAUAUAUGGAUGGUUAUGAUCAGCCUGUAUGCCGAUGCUUUUCUGGUUGGACAGGUUCCGAUUGCAAUACAAAACGAUGCGAUACUCGUUGUUUUAUAAAUGGACAUUGUACUAAUGGUACAUGUAUUUGUAAAGUCGGUUGGAAUGGGAAAUACUGUACAUUAGAUGGUUGCCCAGAUCAUUGUAAUGGACACGGUCAAUGCAUCAUGAAUACAUUGACUAAUUUUUAUUAUUGUCAAUGUUCUCCUGGUUGGUCAGGUAGUGCGUGUCAACGACAAAUCGAAACAAUAUGUGAUGAUGGAAUAGAUAAUGAUCAUGAUGAUCUUAUUGAUUGUUUAGAUCCCGAUUGCUGUACAUCGACACAUUGUGACCGACUCAUUAAACUUGGUCCAAAUGCCGGCGGUCUAGCUGCUGAUAACGCCCAACAAAGUUGUGCACAUAGUGAAUCAUUUGAUUAUUAUUUAUUAAUUACACCGAUUGCACCCUUGGACAGUGCAUUUUAUGGCCAAUUAGAAUUCCUUCUAAGACGCGAACGUAUUGUUGUAGAGAACUUCGAUCCCAGACGUAUUUCCGUUGUUCGUGGUGUUGUUCGUCAAUGGGAUGGAACUGUAUUUUGGGGUUGUCGUGUAUCCGACCGAGCUAAUAUGCAAAAUGGAUAUACACUAACUGAUAAGAAUGGAAGAUUUGACUUACCAGUUGAUGGGGGAACAAUUGUUCAGCUAGAAUUCUUACGGUAUCCGACUGAUCGAUUUUCAGCCAUACAUAAUUUAUAUGUGCCUGUUAAUCAAAUUGUCAAUAUGGGUGAUUUUUAUGUGUAUGAUGCUAAACAAUUAUCAAAUAAUGACCUACCCACAACAAUAACAACGAAAACUACUACGAAUAAUAUUAUAUCAGGUGAUUUUGGGGGUACACUUGGUCCAUCACCAAUACACGGGGAUCUAUGGAUUAUGAACAGUUUUAUGCCCAAGUUCUCAGAUAAAAAUAUAGUCAUAGAAAAUUUAUGUACUAGUGGAAAUAUACAUGACAUAGUUACACUUGGUGGUCCUUAUAUACAAAGCAAUUCAUUAAUGGAUAUUUCUACUGUUUGCCUAGAUGAGCAAAAUGUCAUAUGCGUCAGAAACGGAGCAUUGAUGUAUAAUAUUCCGAUAAAGGAUACACAACUGCGGCUUAUAUACCGUUCUGAUCGCACUUCCGGUUACAAACCUGGCAUAUCUAUUCACUUGUUAGCAUCAAAUCGCGCUCCACCUUUGAAUUUGAAAGAAAUUCACCUAGUAAUUGAUAUUGCUGGUCAACGUCACGUGAAGCUUUUAGAACCUGAACCUGGCUUACUAAACACUUUCUACUGGAAUAAAAUGGAUGGUUACAAUCGCUCUGUUUAUGGUAUAGCUGAAGCUAAAGUAUCUGUUGGUUAUGUAUACACGAACUGUCCACGUAUUUUCUGGGAAUAUCGAGUUGUCCAACUACCCGGAAGCGAACUAAUCAGCUCAGAUUUAGCUAAUUGGAAUUUAAAUAUUUUACAUACGUAUGCGGUUAGCCAUGGGAUUAUUUAUCGCGGUGAUGGUUCACAUUUCUACUUGAAACAAACAGACUGGCAUAUUAAUGCAGUCAUUGGACUAACUGAACAACGUCGACCGCCAAACGACUGUAGUCAAUGUUCAAUUAGUGAUAAACCAACUCGACAAUUAUCUCUACGUAAUCCAUACUGUUUACUAACUGAUUCAGUUGGCAAUCUUCUAAUUGGAGAUGGGGGAUUUUUACGUUGGUUAAAUUCAACUAAAUCAGCCGAGGAGUACAAGUCUUCAUCAGUGUUAUCGUCUUCCUCACAAUCUUCACCAUCUUUUAGAACGCCACUGAUAAGAUCAGAUUCACUAAACAGUCCAUUUCAAGAACAAUUGAAGCGUAAUGAUCGUAGAAGAUGGGAAACAAUAAUUGAUUAUAAACUUGACUUUCUUCAGUCUAAUUUUGAUGAAGAUCAGUUAACAAAAUAUUUUAUAACUGUUCAUCCAAAUUAUAUAUAUCGUACAAACGAUUACACUAUGGUAACAUUAUUAGGGAACAAUGGAAAUGUUGGUGGAGCAGACCUUUCAAAUGGAUUAUUCCUGUCACACACGAGUAGUAAAAGCAUAUGGUGGCUAAAAACUACACCAAAUUUAUCAGCACACUUACUUAUUGGAGAAAACUGUCAAUUGCCAAGCUCUAAAUCUAACAUUAAUUCUGAAUCAUCGUCGUCAACUGCAUUCAACUACCAAGAGUUCUGUAUUAAACAGAAUUUGAAAUCCCCUAAAGGAAUUGUCGCUACACAAACGGAAUUGUAUUUUAUUGAUUCUCAAUCUAUUUGGUCAUUGUCGUUACGGCAAACUGGUUCUAAUAUGAUCCCAUUUUCCCGACUUGUAAUUGGAAGUGAUCCAAAUUAUUCAUCAAAUCCAAAGUCACUUAACACAACUACCUCAGAGACCAGUAUUCCAAAAACAACUCCAUCUUCAUCGACACCACCUUGUGACCGAUCUGUCCCAGGAAAUCAGAUGUUGUUAAAUAAUCCGGAACACUUGGCAUUUAGUACAUUAGAGCAAGCAUUAUACUUCUCUGAUAACGACCAUCUUAACAGCAGACGUGAAUUGUUAUAUAACUUGUCAUUAUCAUAUCAACCAAACGCUUUACAAGCUUUACAACAGCGUGAAGAACGUGAAGGUCAAGUACCACGAUGGAUCACAUAUGUACAUGGUCCAGGUGGACGUUUAGAAGCUGUGGACCGUGAAGAAGCUGGUACAAGUUUAAGAUCACAUAGCCAAUUGAUUUACAAUGCUGAAGGACGAAUAGCGCAUCUUCGUAUAGCUACAUCAGAUCCUCAGCUACCAUCGAAUGAGCGGUCAGAGUCUGGAUUAACAAGUCGUUCAGAAGAACUACAGUUCAUUUAUGACUCAAGAGGUUUAUUGGCAAAACGAGGCAACUGGUACUAUAAUUUUGACGAAGAUGGAUUCCUGAUAAAACGCCAUUUACAUAAUUUUUAUAUUACAGAUCAAUUUGCUUACAAUAGUAAAGGAUUGUUGAUAUGGGCCGAGCGUGCAGUUGACAAAAGUGUUGAUUCAUCGUCCACUGACAAUUUUCAUUCAACACCAUCGUCAUCAUCACCAUUGGAUCAAUGGGCUUUAGAAGAUGACGCCGGUUUAAAGCGUUCUUACUCAGUUCAAUUCAUUUAUGAUUCUGAAGAUCGGUUGAUAAUUGUGCGUGAUACUUUAAUUGUACGGGAUUCAGUUCAAUAUUUCUACGCUGAUCCCAAACACCCUACACGUGUAACACAUAUUUUUAAUCAUGGACGUUUGAAAACUAUCCGACUGUUAUAUGACCCUAUACAUGGUCAUGUAUUUGCUUUAGAACAAUAUGAUAAUGGUGGUUUAAAUACGAAUAAUGGUAAAAGAAACUAUCUGAAUUCUAAUAGUAUUCCAUCUCCAAUGAACUCCUUCGAUGAUAAUCAGUUUCAUCAUGAUUCUACUAAUUCGGCACAAAAACGUGUAUUUUUCAUAAUUACUAACCAUGAAGGUAGUCCAACUGCCGCAUUUUCCGAGAAUGGAAAGUUGGCAUGGGCUGCUGAAUACUCCGCUACAGGAAGUCGACGUCUAACAUUAUCUAGCCGCAACAAUUUCUUCACACGUGCCCUUAUUGAAGAAGUUGAUUUACCACUGGGUCAGGCCUCGUGCAUUACCGAUUUUCAUACUGGAUUUCUUUUCUGUCCACCAACUAGUCGUGCAUAUGAUCCCCUUGGUGCAACAUUUACUAGUCCGGAUUGGCGAGGCCUUAUUUCCACUCGACUUUCGAAUGUUAAACGUGAUCCAUCAGUAUUAGAUACUCACAAAUGGGGUCUGACUGAACAAGAAGCGUUAGGAACUGGCCCGAAUGGUCUCUUUGCAGAACUUCGUAAAGCUAUGACAUCACCUAUUUGGUGGCUUAAACAAGUUGGUUUCAAUCUGGACAACUUUCUGACAAAGUUUGAUACGUUUGAAGGAAAGGUGGAUAGCAGUAAAAACUCACCCAAAAAUUCAUUGCCUUUAUUUCCAAUUGAUAUUUCAUCCAUUCAUUCAUUUGAUUGCAUUCAUAACCAAGGUUAUAAACAGUUAAACAGCAAAUUUGAGCAUCUCAGUAUGUUGAAGUCUAAUCAGUUAACUCCUGGUGGACCACAUGGUAGUGGACUAUCAAGCUUUCUUCUUGACUCAACAGAUGUUAAUGAUGAAAUGUCUUUGCCUCUGUUACCCCCAAACACAAUGUUCGGACCUGAAGUCGGUUAUGUAGUUGACGAUGAUACUGGAUCUGUUAAAGUUAUCUCCAUCAAUCAAUCCCAGCCAACCAAGACGCAAUUUCAAGAUGUAUCAAUCGACGGUUCACUAGAAACUAAACUCGCUUCUAUACUUAUAUCAGACACAAACCUUGUAGAUUGGUGGAGUAACUCGAAAUCAUCCUUCCCUUCCUCUCUAUCAUCAUCGUCAACAACAACAACACAAACAACAGUAUCACAGCUCAGUACAACACUAUUCAUUCAACUGUUUCUAUCAACUAAAAAAGAUUUUCAUUCUACAAUAAAACAAUUAACUACAUUAGGUUUCCAACUACCAAUGUAUGAUCGUGUUAGUGGUAUCAAUUUAACAAUAAUGAAUACAAAUGAAUUAUGGAUUACACGAUAUAAUUUACAGUGGAGAAUAAGAUAUCUCAAUUCACCAUAUCCAUUAUCACCCACGACAGCAUGGUCUGUUCUAGUCAAUUCCACUAUUGACGAUGCUAAAAGACGUGGAGAAACAUCAGCUUGGUUGAAUGAAGUUAAAUUAACGCAGCAAUUCAUCCCAACACUCAAACCAACACCAACAUCAAAAAUCGACCAUCCUAAUAUCAAUCAAAAUGAUUUUGUCUAUCAUAAACUAACAUCCAAGUAUAUUUUGGGAUUCAAUUACCCAUGGAAUAGGCACGAACUCAGCGAAUUAGUACAAAACAACACUGUUAUGAAUUAUCGUUGGGUUCCAACAAUAGAUUUUCUACAAUACUCAUCUUCUCCCUCAUUAUCUUCUGACACUUCUGCAUUAUGUAGGCUAUAUGACCAUUCAAGUAUGUAUCAGAUACGACCAAAAGAAUUAAAUAAACAUGAAGAAAAAGAUUUGCAAAAAUAA